UAUGCUGCAGUCGGUGUAUCGGCGCGCCGAGACGAGACGGACGGGACGAGACGAGCGACGGCAGCGACGAGGAGGUGGAGGAAGAGGCGGUGGAAGUCGGUGUGUGCGCUCAUGACGGAGACCUCGUGCGUACCACUCAGUCGCGUCGUCGAGCGGAGCCGAGUCGAGUCGUGUUACGGCCGCAAUCGUGGUUGUUCUUCGCAACAGUUUGCCCCGUGACGACGUCAGUAUCUGUGCGCGAAGACAAAAACGUCCGCCAGUAGAAGAAUUUGAAACAGUUUGAAGUCGAAGUGUAACGUCGCGGUGAGACUCUGAAUUUGAUUUUUUCCCUUUGCUGCAUCAAUUAACUUUUUUUUUACUGUACCGAAAGUUUCAAACGUGCAACCGAAGCGCUACUCUCGUUCGACCUCUCUCGCCCUCCGCGAGUUAUAUAUCCGAUCUACGUGCGCUAGUCCUCCCUACUCUCUUUUUCUUCAUGUGUAUUUUGCUCUCUCCUCUGUCUGUCUGUCUUGCUCACGCGUUAUCCCUCCCCGUUGGUGUCUCACUCGUUCUCGCUGGCUCUCCGGGCAGCGAUUUCAAGAAUGUGACAGUGCGCGUCCUCGCGGUCGCCUCGCGCGAAUAAGCCCGCAGGCCGGCGACGGCGAUGGGUGACGAGCGACAAGUGUUACGGUGAACAGUGUGAGUAACAGUGAAGAAGUAGACGGGAGAGAAAGACGGACGAUGCAAGCGGAAAAUGUCACUCGGUGAUACGCGUAUACGGAUGACGGGGAGUGAUCGACGCGACAAUCUCGGAUUUGAGGUUAAAGUGUCGUCGUCGUCGUCGUUGUUGUUAUGUGGUGCCGGUGCGCCGGCAUUGGCGACGGCACGGGCAAAGGAAUAUCAAGAAAGAAAACGACACUAUCGUAUUCUACAGGGCUUAGCCGCCCGAGAUUCGAGGGACAUUGAUCAACCGUCUUGGUCUAACGUUACCAGACUCGUCUCGUAAGAGAAACGUAAACGACCAGAGAAAAAAGUCAGAGAGAGAGAGAGAGAGAGAUAGAAAGAAAGAAAGAGAGAGAGAGAGAGAGAGAUUCGCAGCGAUAGAAAACAAUUUUUCGUAAGGCGAAUCGCGCCGAUGUACGUAUUAUAUACGUGCGCGUGUGUGUGUUUGUGGUUGUGUGCCGGGUCGCGAGGUUAAGACACCACAUCGCUGUCGAUAUACAACAUCGUGGAAAGUCAAGAACCGGUGUCGUGUGUGCGCGCGCGACCGAUUCGUGCUCUGCUACAGCCAACGGAUAAGAAGUGUAUCAUGAUACUAAUAGUGCGCGUCUGUAACCCCGCUGGCGACCGUUGCACCGUGUACGUCUCUUAGGACAACGAAAGCUGACAACGUCCGCGAACUGUCGAGACAGCACAGGAAACCCUCGUGCCUUUUUUCGCUUCUAUAUCGUACGCCACGUUCUUUGAACAAAUUAUCGAGUAUUUUUUGUCUAUCGAGGGCGAUAAUACGAUUUGAGCACCAAAACACGACACGCAGGUUUUUUCUAAUGCUCACGCUAAAGUGUCAUUUACUAGCGAACAAGGUAAAUAACGUGGUAACAUUUGAGUAACGAAACAAUAACAACGGGACGUGUAUAACAGAAUCGUUCGAAGGAGAGUAUCGCGAGAAUGAAGUGGCGCUUCAGCUGAUCGAGAUCGUCGCAACGAAUUGGCGUGUGCUCGCGUACAUGUAAACGGACCGCGCGCGCGCACGCUGUUCGCGUCACCAAUCAGCCGGCCAGUUUGUGUAUACAUACCGUGGCACAUAGGUAAAUGAGAGUUCAAGGUCGGUAAACGGUAUUCGACCUAACCUCGUUUACUGAUUCGAAAAAGUUAUCGACACGAAGAGGAAGAGGCUGAAGCUACUAUCCUUCGUUAUUCUACUUCGACCUACCUUGUUGCUUGCCACGCGCUAUUCUCGAUUGAUAAUAUUAAUUUUUUCUUUCCGAGAAAACCAAGGAAAGAAGAAACAAUACAGAGCAUUCACGAGAAUAGUAGAGAAAAGUGACGCACGUUAGGCCGUUCGAAAGCAGAUUUACCGUGAAGAGAACGUUACUGUUCGUGUCACGGGGGACUGUCACACUAUUUCGGGACCGUGAUCCAAAGUGCAUCAAAUCCGCAGAGAGCGUAAAUAAAUAUACGCGCGUGUGCUGGCCCCGUCGGAAGUUUCUCGCUGGGGACCGUCCUCGUUCAUCUGUAAUCGUAUGUGCGUCGACAGAAGAAGGCGGCGGUGUUUGUUUUUUUCUCGACAGAGUGUAUAACCGCCGGUGUAUAUACUUCUCGUGUUCCGUUUUUUCGUCGUAGUCGUCACGUUGGCGAAAGAGGAGCGGCAACGCGGGGAAGCUCGGCAAACGCGAAAGGGAAAGAAACGAGGCGGCGCGGGUAGAGGAAACAGUGGAGGAAGAGGAGCGAGAGGAGGGGGCGUCGGAGGAGGUGGAGGAGGAGGAGGAGGUGACGGUAGUGGUGGUGGAGGAGGAGGGGAAGAGGAAAGUGGCGUGUCCAGUGCGCGGUGGUGUGACGGUGUCGCGUCGGGCACCGAUUCCAAAUAUUUCUCAUUUUCCGCGCGGCUACGUUGAAAAGUACUGGCCCCCAAAUGCGCGUACCGCAAAUCCUGUUUCAUGUUCAUGUUCUGGAGCAAACGGACGGCGCUCACUAGACGUCUCCUAAAGGCCAAGGUCCGUGGAGAGCAUGAAACCGAGUGUGAAGCUCAAGAGGAUUCGUCACGUAUUCAUCGCGCAAACAACACGAGCGGCACCGACAACGACACGACGAGCAACGUGACGGCAACGACGGGCCAAACAACCAGAGGAGCGCGUGGAGCGUCGUCAGGAGGUGCAGUCGACGGCGGCGGGGGAGGAGGAGGGGGUGGUGGCGCUGGCGGUGGAGGGGGAGGUGGCGUAGGAGGAGGUAGCCGUAGUAUCUCGUCGAGUAAACUACAUCCAGGUUGCUGCGGUGGUGAUUUGAGCCAAGACGAUGACGAGAAUCCCGUUCGUUUGUUGAGGUGCAAGGAGCUCCUCAAAUCGCUCAAGGAAAACCAACUAGAGAUGUUACUCACCGCCGUGGAAAGCUGUGGCGCCGACCUCGGCUCGUGCGUCCUCGUGCCCCGUCAGCACACCGAGGACGGAAACGAUUCCGAGCAACAGCAACAACAGCAACAAUGUUAUCGUCAUCAUCGUUACCACCAUCAUCACCACUAUUAUCAUCAUCCUACGCACCAUCAUCAUUAUCAUCAUCGACAUCAUCGUACUAGACAUCAUCGUUCCUCGUCGUUGGAGAACGACGACGAUCAAAACUCUGGAUCGGAGGAUUCGUGCGCGUCACCGAUAAGGCCGGAUCGAUGCAGAGUACCUGCACGCGGCUCGCUCGACAACGCGUCGAUCGAUCCUCACCUGCUCUGCUGCCAGAUCUGGCGGUGGCCGGAUCUCGCCCACUCGUCGGAGCUCAAGAGACUUCCUGUCUGUCAUUCCGCUAAAGACCCUGUAUACAUAUGCUGCAACCCUUACCACUGGAGCCGGCUCUGCAAACCCGAGUCGCCGCCACCCCCGUACUGCCUUUUCGCCGACAGACUGAGACCCGAAGAUCGUGCGCCCAGCGAAGGGGAUCAACGUCGGUGCAAAAACAGCACACCCCUGCCUCUUCCCGGCUCCCUUACCACCAACGGAGAAGGUGAAGCAGGACAAAAGGAAUGGUGUACAUUAGCAUAUUGGGAAUUGGGUGGUAGAGUGGGUCGCCUCUACCCUGUAGAACCUUCAACAGUAAAUGUGUUUGAUUCCCUCCAUGAUGGUGAUGGCCUUUGCUUAGCAACAUUGGCUGAAAAUCAUGCUGCACCGCCUGCAGUCCAAAGGACAAGAAGCAAAAUUGGUCUUGGUUUAAUGCUUAGUCAAGAAGAAGAUGGUGUGUGGGCGUACAACAGAUCUGAGAGCCCAAUCUUUGUGAAUUCACCUACUCUGGAUGAUCCGGAGUCUAGAACACUACUUGUCUAUCGUGUGCCUCCAGGCUUUUGUUUGAAUAUCUUUGAUCGUACCAAAAUUCUACAGCUUCCAUAUGGCAGCAGUACCACAAGAACGAGCAAUCAGGCUUCAGGCUUUGCCUCUGGUCCUGUUGAUAUCAACUCCGUCCGCAUCAGCUUCGCCAAAGGCUGGGGACCCAAGUACUCAAGACAGGAAGUCACCUCUUGUCCGUGUUGGCUCGAAGUACUCCUAGCACCAUGCAGGUGAUCCCUACAACUCAUUACGAAGGUAUACAGUCUCGUCCGUUUGCGCCUCUUCUUCCUCCUCGUCGUCCUUCAAGAGGACCGAUCUGUGAAACUGACGCAGCAACGACGAAGCUCCGUCCCAAAGGCUGCCAACGGAUACUCAUACGAUGUGGAUCGCCGCCAGCAGUCUUACCAAAGUACGCCGCCAUACAUCCAGGAACAGCGUCGUUUUAUUAAAACAGGGAAAAACGAGAAUCGUUUGACAAGAACGUUUUAUAUUCUUGUGCCUACGAACGGAGCAUACACAGUUUAUACGUGGUACUCGAUUAUCAUUAAUUUUAUAACUCGACUAUAUUGUAUCGCAAUAUUCUUCUUGAUCGGUCAAUGAUACUGUUGUACUUUCUUGAUAAUGUUAAAUGAGAUUUUAUAAAAAGUGAAGCGGUGGUUUUCCGCUAGGUCUAGUCAGUGGUAUUUAACGUUUUUAGGCUUGACGCUAAUAUGUCUUGCAUUAAGAAUAACAUAAUAUAAACAAUAUUAACUGAAAUCAGGGAAAGUGCGAGAGUAAAAUUGACGUGUCAAUGCAGAGUCGUUUUUCAUGGUAUUGAUCAUAAGUUUUAAUGUUUGUACUGUCUGGCCAUGUCCUCGUUUAUGAUUAAUCAUUGUACUGCAAGGAAGCAGAAACUUGGGCUUCCCAUAAGGUCUAGUCAAUGGUGUUUGAGAGUAAGAAAAGCUCGUUAAUUGCAUGGAUUUUAAAAUCUAUUUAAAUUAUCAAGAAACGAGAACACUGCCAACAGAAUCAAAGGAAGUACUUAGCGUUUUAUGUUACCUUCAAAAAGACUUUUACUUUAAUAAUGAAAGUAAUAUUAUUUGUAGUAUAAAUUUCCUGCUUUUAGAUUGAAUUUAAUCGAAUACGAGAAAAGAUUUGUUGAUUCAAAAAAUAAUAAGAAUUCACUCGAUUUAGAGAUAUUUUUGUUGGUUCAUUGAUUAUUUAAUUCAAUGACAGAAGUCCCUAACUAUUCAAUAGCGGAAUUAAACAUGUAACUUUUUUGUAAGAAGGUCACAAAACUUUUCUCAAUAUUUUUCCUUAUUUUUAUAUAUUAUAAGGUGGUAUUUCAGCGCUGAAUUGUAUAAUCUUGUAAUGAAGUUUCAUUGAUAUUCAAAUGUCGUGUACCACGAGUACUGUAGUUGUCUCCGAUCGUCGUUCGGUGCUGUACAUACAUAUAUGUACAUACACUGUGCCUUCCCAGCUUCCUUCGUGGUGCAAUGCACGAGUGAUAGAACGAAUGUGUGUGUGUAUGCGUGCGUGUAUCUAAGGAAAGCGAAAGAAAAUGAGAGAACUCCGCGUGCCAGCUACGUUUCGCACCAAAAUGCCCGAGAGCUUCGUACUGCAGUAAUACGAUACUGUGAUAAAAGUUCGAACCAGGUCUCUUUUUUCCUUCCUUUUUUUUUUUUCGAACGCGUUUACGAAGCACCAACGAUAAACUAAAAAAGCAAUCAAUCUGUUAAAAUGUAUAUAUAUACGCAAAGAGAGACAAAACGUAUGCUUAAUACACAAUAGUCCAUAGACUCGAAUCUAGAGGAAAUGUUGAAUUUAUAUAAAGAAGUACUGUUUUCUCGUUUAAUUUUGUACAGUCUUGAGAGUAAACAAAAUUAGUGUAAGUGAGUGGAGUUUUACAAAUUUUAUCGUGAAAAAGUCUUCAUUAAGAUCCGCCUCCAAAUCCGAAUGCGUAUAGAGCGUGAAAGAAGAGAACUCAUGUAAUGCAGGUUGAGCGGUUUGCGCAUAACAAAAGUCGAAAAUACAUGACUGUAAGAGAAGGAAGAGUGUGUAGAACAAUGAUGUUAUGUAUGUGCAUACGAUUUAAUAUGUACCACCAGUCAUACGUAUUCAUUCAUACGCAUACGCAACACAAGCAUCUAUAAAACACAAUCGACUGAUCGUUUCUUCUUUUCUUUUUUUCGAGCCGUUAGUUACUUUCUUUUUCGUAUAGCCGUUUUUAUCGGUAUAAAAGCGUACACAUACAUAUGGAUCGUGAUCUAUUGAGGUACGAUCUUGUGUGACACGCCGAACGAUAAUAUUGUGAUGCGUAUAUUGUCGCUUAAAUGUUAUAUAUUAAUAUGUAUACGUAUGUAUACAGAAAUGUUUAUAGGUAGCUAGCUAUAUCUAUUGCAACGGAGUGAUUCUCUGGCCUGUAUGUGAUGUUAGAAAAUUGGCACUCUUAAGAAUACAUAAUAACCGUAGUGUCGUUCUUCGAAGUACCGUUAAACAAAGAAAAUGUUAAUCUCUUUGGAAGAAACUUUUGUAAACGACCAUAACCAUGGGAAUGUAUUCUUGAUAAGCCAUGCGUAUAAUCAUAUCGCGUACAGGCCUAAGAAUCGUAUAUGAUGAAAAUUGUAACGGCAAGAAGAAAAUUUUGUCGAAAAGUCGUCCAUCUCGGACAGGUACGUUGCUUUUUAUAGUCUUUUUUUGUCACGGCUCUAACUUGCUGUUAUAGUCGAGGUUGGCUCAUCGCUGGAAUUGAACCAAACGCGUGCGGUCGGUCUGAAAGCGAUUGUUCGAAAUGAUCUUCGAGUAAACAUGGAGCGCAAUAACGGUGGUCCAUAUAAUUUGUAUAAAUAUUUUAUUUUCUUUCGUAAAGAUUCGAUUAAAAAUAAGUUUACUUAUUUUGUGAAUUAUAUAACCCCAUUUCGCAAGUCAGGAAAUAAGCAUUCUACGUUGAUAAUCCUUUGCAAAUUUCUUUCGUUAUAAACAGACGACGAACGAUUUGGUCGUUCCUACUCGUUGAUUAUAAUACCAAGACACAGUCGUUCCCACAGCAUUACGCCAGAAAAGGAUGUAUAGUUAACGGUGUACUUAACGAUAUUUUGUAAUUGAACGUAUGCAAGUUGAAAUUUUGCUAGACUCGGUCAUAUUCGUAGUCUUGUUAAAAUUAGGUGACCAUUGUUAAAGAAAAGAUAUACAUCUUAACGGACGAAAUAUUUAUUCAUACUCUUCUCAAAAUAAAUAAAACGAUUAGUUUGUAUAUAAAAAAAAAAAAUGGAACACAAAAUGUAACAUCCUUUGAUACCUACAUUUUGCUUUAUUGAACGAAAAAUCGAUCGAUCGUUCGUUAAAAAUAAUUUCAUUUUCACGUCGUUCAUUUAACACUUAUUACUAAUUAUAAUAUAUGUAUAUUGUAAAAGUUGUUUAUUAUAAAUUAUUAUAAAUUUAUUAUAAAUUAAUGUCUUGAAUAAGACAAAAGGUAUUGUAUUGUCGAUAAAAGACCAGUUAAGCCGCGUUUAAACCUAUUUCUCGGAUCAAUUCAUAUAGCAGCAUGGAUAAUAUUCAAGUACAUAUAUACUUUUGAACGUAGUAACGAUGUGAACGACCUCUGGAGCGAAUGAAGUUUGGAAUAUUUUGACAGUUUCGUAUGGUACGUUACGACGUCUUAAUCAACACCAGGAGCAAUAUUUUUUCCAUUCGUUCUAUCGUUCUGUUUCUGUCAUAUUACGUUCGUUCUGUUUUGUUCUUUCUAUAUUUAACAUCUCUUUCGUACCCAUUUUCGUGGAACCAGUUGGUUAUAUAUUUACGCGAUAAACAUAAUGCAGUUAGUGUCAGUGUUUUGAAAAUUGUGUUUGGUCAUCUAUCAUCGGUAGAACUCGACGAAUGGCGUUCAGCUAAUUUCGUAAGUAUUCUUAUGAAAUUUUGAGGGCACACAACAUGUCUUCUGCUAUUUUCCGGUUUAAUGUGCAAAUUUUAUUAUUUUCACGGCACUCAUUUUCAUAUCAACUAUACCAUUGGUUAAUUCUUCUUAGUUUAAAAAUGUUGGUCACUUCGUCUAGAUAUUUGCAAAUAAUUUGAAUAUAUUUCAUGUAAUUGAAAUACUUCUUGACCAACAGAUACAGCUCAUAUAUACCUAUCAUAAAUACGUUUUAUUUACUAUAUAGUUUUAUAUUUAUGGAAGAAAAUGAAGAAAUUAAUUGCUUGAUUUUCUUUUCUUUCGAAAUAUUUAAGUUAAUUAACGACGCUACCUGUUGCAAUUCUUUAUCGAUUCGUCUCUACGUACAAUUUUUCUUUUUUCUCGCGGUAAAAACUAACUUUUAAUAGAAAAUUUCGUUCAUAAUUUAUCAAACACUCAUAGUUCUAAUUUUAUUAAAUUUCUUUUACAAACCAUAGUUGUUUAAUUUACUUCGAAACUUUCUUAUACGAUAACUUUUAAAUAAAACAAGAGCGUCGUUGUGAUACGUAUCAAGAUCGAAAUAUCUGUCAUUCAAAAGCUCCAAUUUACUAUUUUCGAAUUCUGUGCAAAAUGUGUCAAGUUCCUCAUAGCUUUGUAGUGAACGUAAAGCAAUAUACGGAUCUAAUGAAACAUUUACGAAUAUUUAAUCAACAAGCGAGAUAACGUAUUUUGAUGUGAACCAUAUAAAAGUAUAAUAUUUCAGCAUUAACUGCCAUGCUACUUGUAUUCGACCACUUUGUUUCCUAUUUUAAGGAAAUCGAAAUUUUUGAAACAAGUUUUUGAUAUUUCAAUUAAAUAGUCAGUGCAUUGAAAUAUUCAAAAAUUUACUCGUAAUGCUGCAGUAAUUAAAAAAAAAAAAAAAAAAAAACGGAGAAAUACUUUACAAGGUAGUUGCAAGUACAAUUAUAGUUAUACAUAUAGCAUGUAACGCUUCUCGAGGAUAUACCUGCAGAGUGGGCCAAAAGUCAUGGUGCAUCGGAAAAAUAGGAUGAACGAAAUUGAGAAAAGAAGAGGAACUAAGUCGGAAGCGUAGAUUUUUCAAAAUAAACUUUCGUUUCAUAGAGUACUGUAAUUUCAAAAUUCUACUUUCAGAAUAUUAUACAUACAUUGUAUAUCGUUUGGUAAUGAAUUUUAAAUUGAAGGUUACCGUAAAAUAGUAAUUUUUAAAUUUUAAUUCUGUACUUAUCAAUUUUGAUUUAAAAAUUAUUUUAAAAAGGCAGACCAUAAUUUGUAAUAUUUUUCAAUCGACACUCUAAAUUAUUAUAUCAUUAGCUUUUCCAUACUCUCAAAUUUCUUUUAACCGGUUUUAUUUCAAAACUACAUUACAAGUUAUUCGAUAAUCAAAUUUGUUUUAAUAAUAUGGUUUUUAACGUAAUUUGAUCAACGCCGUAAUUUAUCGUUAAUGCUAUAUUUUCUGUCUUUAAAUAAUUUCUGUAAUACUUUCUCUGAAUCGAAAGUGAAGGUAGUUUAAUACAUUAUCCAAGAUAAAAGUUCUUAUUGUGUCCAAAUACAUUUAACAACCAACGAUUAUGGAAUAAAAUAAAUGUUGAACAACUAUUGUACAAAGAGAAUAUUUUCUUCGGAAUAAGAAGAUUAUCCUGUUCUUUGCUGCACCAGGAUUUUCAAAUAUAUUCUCUGUACUCGAAGAGGUGGAAGUUGUUGAUUUCUCCGCAGGAAUUGUCUGUGAAACAUAGUGCCUUUCUAGCCACUUAGAGCGAGAGAUGAUUAACAAUGUAGCACGCAUAGUGCAAACGAUCAUUAUUAAAAGCACCUUACGCUUUGUCGACGAUAUUGCAAGAUCUAAUGAUAAACAUUGAAUGUCGCUGUUCACUCUUUGCUUCGCGAAUAAUUUUCACGCAAGGCAAAGUACUUGUUCUUUGUCUUCCUGCUUAUGGUUUAAAAACUGUAAAAUCGCGCUGAGGAUCGAGCAAAGCGAAUGUGUUCGAAAAAAGGGAAUCAUAUUAGAUAAAUUUAAAGUACGAUCAUCUAAUAGGAUUUUGUCGAGAUUUACAGGCAAUCAACUCUAAUAGAAUUUCCUCAAGACUUAAAGAACUUUGAUAAUACUUAUACUUUUGAAUAACAAUUAAACCACAGGUUUUUAAACCACACUGUUCAAAAUGAUUGAAAAGUACACGAUUCUAACAAAUAACAUUCAAUAACUUAAAACUUAUUUCAAUAAACUUGAAUGAAGAAUAUAUAUAUAUAUAUUCUGAAUGUAUAUGUGUAGCAAAUGACGUUAUAUACAUACAUACAUUGAAGAGACUAAUGCAUUGAAUAUUUGAUAUAACUUUUCGACCUGUAUAUAGCAUAUUUAGUUUAGGUGUGCAGUUUGUACUAUAUAGCAUUAUUUCUAUAGCUAUUGAGAUUGCACAAAAAUUGUUCAUAUAACGAGUAAAUGUGAAGGAUAAAAGAUAUCAUCCGCACUUGAAAUUUUGAUAAACAUGGUGAAGUUAAUAAACAUACUCGAUAAAUUAUUGUUCAAAAGUACACUUCAUAUGCAUCUUAAAAUAAUUAAUAAAUUAGCGAUAAUAUAUAAUUAUAAAGAUAGAGAUGUAUAUCUACAAAAAAUACGUAUAUCGGUGGUGAAAUUUUUAUACCUAACGAUUUCAAUAAAAAAUUCAGAAAUUACUUUAUCAAAUUAAAAGAAAUUCGAUAUUUCAAUAUGUCAUGAAUGAAAAAACUUUCGAAAAUUUUGUCGCUUUUUCAAUAGAUGAAGAAUUAAUAGCAUGUAUGCAUUCGAACAUUACACGUAACACUUUCUCUAAACUUUUUAAAGAUAGUGUAACUUUUUAAUCCUCUUGAAUAGUGUGUACACACGUAAAUUAUACUUACCGCACAUCAUAGUACUAACAAUAAAAUUUCAAAUGGACUUUGUGCUCUUACCUUUCUUGAAAAAGCCGAUCCUACGAUAAUUCUAGUGCCUUACACGAGAAGUGUUUCAUUUUGAAAAAAGAGAUAGCUGCGUAACGACACUACCGUUGCAACAAUAACGCAAAAUUUCUAUUCGAAUGGUGAAACUAAAAUUAUCUUCACUCGCCAGUUUAAAAUUAACAUAUUCUGAGAAAAAUAUUUCCCGAGCUAGUAUGUUGCGUAAAGAAGAUAUAGCUUGUCGAUCGAAUAAAAUAGAAUAGAAGUAGCCUGUUUUAAUAAAUUUUCAGGGUUUACGAAAUUAACUUUCCAUUAGCAAUACAAUAGCACGAUUCUAGUCAAUACACAAUAGUUUUGAGAAUAUGCACAUCCCGUUUAUCAGUAUUAAAACUUCUGGCGGAGAAAAAGCUAUUACACGUGUAACCAACUAAUUUGUAUUUCGUUUAUAUUUAAGCGAAAUGAUGAUUCGAAUGGCGUAGCAUAAUUUUGUAGAGGUUGAUAUAUUUGUAAAAGUUACAGGAAAAUAAUGAAUUAUGUAUUCUGCUCCAAAAUCUCCUGAUUUUUAUUUCAAUCUAAAAAUUUGAGAAAAAGCGAGACGAGAACUGACUGUCACGUAAUCGUUUAUUAUAUUAAUACUAAUUUAAUUAUAUUGAUAAUUUCUGUUAAUUAUGCAUAGAAUCAAAUAAUACAAGAAUUAACGCAAUGGAAAAAUUGAUAACAUAAAUGGAAAAAUUGGUCGAAACAGAGAUCGAGAUACGUCGCAAAUUAUUAUUCAGGAUCGAUAAGAUUUUUAUCAACAUUUUACCAAUAAUUUUUAAAGAUACAGAAUAAAGAUAAUUCCUUAAUAAUUUUUCGGAUUACUUAAUUUUCCAUUUGCCAGCAGAGACGUUUUAGUGCUUAUGAAUGGGAGUGUACAUGCAACUAAUUACGUACUAUGUAUUUAAUACGUAAAUUUAACACAUACUUAGAACGUUUGUAUAUAAGCGGACGCCCAAAAAUGCUUCAUAAAAUCGUAUUUUCUAACGUUGCGAGCAAAGGCAUUAUAGGUUGUGGAGACAAAUUAAAAUAUUUAUUAAGGCUAUAUUCACGCUUUUUGGAUGAACAAUGGCGAAUAAUUAUGUUGGCACAGUGUGGUUAAAAGUUAUGGAAAAUAUUAUUUAAUGACGAACAAAUUUGUACAAUUAUUAUGAAUGAAAAAAUAAAAGAUAAAUAUGCGAACUGGAAGGUGAUAGGUUUCCAUUCUAAUGUUUUCAAAAAUUUGUGUGCUUACGGGAAAUACGACCUUUCUUAAAUUAAUUUUAGUUGAACAGUAUGUAAAAAUUAAGAAUGAAAAAUUAUUUCUUAAGCGAGCUUUAGAACGAAUACGAACGUGAAUUUGAUAAGAAAGAAAAGAGAUUUUGCAAAUAAUUUUGCUUCGCUUUAUCAAACAUUUUUUGCUUCAUGAAUCUCAUUGCAACAAUUAUAUUCUAAUUAAGAUAAGUUGUAUCAUAAAUAAUGUAAAUAAAAAAAAACAACAGUAGGUCCAAAUAAUUAACUAACAGUUAAUUUAAAAAAGAAAAACCUUGAAUGGUGAAUAUUUUAAUUCACGAAUUAAAUAGUUUAAACCAAGAUUAUUCAAAAGUAUUUGAAUACAGAAUUUGCAAUUUUUAUAAUACAAAACUUCAAGGUUUUUACUAAAUCAAUCGUUUCGUAGUGCUCCAAUGUAAAAAGCAUGAUGUAUAUAUGUAUUUGUUGUCUGUGUAAAAAAAAAAGUAUUUAACAAAUUGUUAAAGAUAACGUAAAAUGUUAUUUAAAAUAAUACUGCAAACUCAUCGAUAUAGGCAAACGAUAUAGGUGCGUUACAUUUUUAAUGGAAAAAUAAUUAACAUUAUUUUCAAUGAAUCUCUUGAGAUCUGUAAUUUACUGAGAAGAAAACUCACACCAGAUUUUUCAUUUAGAUGAACGUGGAUCGAGGGUAAUAAGUUACAAAAUGUUGUAUAUUCGAUUCUAUUUGCGAAAUAAAAUUUAACGAAAUUUAUAUAAAUAACAGGUUUAAUCAACGUCGUUGUAACUUUUAUCAUUUUUAUCGCAUAGUUUCUCGCUAUAAUUGUUCAUUCUUAAGUAAAUGAUUUCUUAUUAAACAAUUGUACGAUGCCGCAAUUGUUUCAUACUAAUUAUUUUUCAAAUGAAUAACUAUAAUCGUUCCCGAAAUUUUUUGAUGGAAUUGAAAAUACACGGUAUAACAAACUGUUUUUAAUACAUUGAAAUUUUAAGUCACGAAACUACGAACAUUUUACAACUUUCCCUUGAUCGAUAAAAGGAAUCAUUAAAAUGAUAUAUAUAUAUUGUAUAUACAGUAAACGCGUCUUCAACAUUUAUACAGCGAUCCAAUGUAAAUGUAUAUAAAAGUGCUCUACAAUAUACUGUACUAUAUAAAAAAGUGAUUUCCUAUAAAAAUAAUCGUGGUAGAAAUAAAUAUUUUUUAAGAAUCAACAAUCUGUUGAAUUAACGAACUAACAGAAAACUUAAUAGAAAAAUACAUUUACUGGAUAAAAAUUUGUCUUAUUGUAUUUCUUAUUAUUGUUAAUAAAACGAAUAAUAAUGAAUAUUGAUAAAAUUACGCAAGACCUGAAACUAUGAUGACAAAUUAUUUAUAUGAUCUUAAAAUUAAAAUUAAAAUUUUCGAUCUUUUGAACAGUAUAGAGAAGAAAAUUUAAUCUACCUAUAAGAAAUCACUUCUUUUUCACUUAUACCACUUAUUUUGGAAUAUACUGUAUGUAGACGUACGAUUACGCCAAUAACGAUACUAGCAAUGUUAUUAUUACUAUUAUUAUGAUUAUUAAUAAUGGUACAAUAAUACCGAAUAUAAAUAAAAGGGUUUGUAACGAGAAUUAUAAUUAGUAGGUGUAAUAAAGAGUAAUAGAAAUAUUGACUAAGAGCGGCAUUGUAAAGAAGAACAAUGGUAUUAUUAGUCAUCUCUUUGAGAGCUCGUAAUGCUAUUUUCAAUAUAACUGUAUUCAAUAAUAAUAGGCAGAGUAAUGAUACUUACGGCGAUGAUUAUGUAUACAGAACUGCAACAGAGUUCUCGCCUUUCAUUUUUACGAAAGAAAGAAAUAUAUGAAGCUGCAAAUUUUUA
Messenger RNA from Bombus pascuorum, 13912 nucleotides. It is a transcript of the gene Dad, whose product is annotated as mothers against decapentaplegic homolog 7. Gene Ontology annotation, biological process: BMP signaling pathway; SMAD protein signal transduction; cell differentiation. Gene Ontology annotation, cellular component: heteromeric SMAD protein complex. Lineage: Eukaryota; Metazoa; Arthropoda; Insecta; Hymenoptera; Apidae. The transcript has 5 exons. Gene Ontology annotation, molecular function: transcription regulator inhibitor activity; I-SMAD binding. The record is from RefSeq and is a predicted model, not a curated record. The coding region runs from base 2637 to 4235 and encodes 532 amino acids.